UAAUUUUCUAAAAAGCAAGACAGUUUCGCUGGUAGCAUUUUAUUUAGGUCAAGUGCGCAAGUGUGUGUAUGGACAGAUAAGUCAGUAGAUUGUCUGGAUAUGUCAUGAAUUAACGACGUGUUUACAAGUUUCGAUGAACUCUUUGAACACUUCAUUUGAUCUGCAUAUCACUGUUAAGCACUGUGAUGGAUCAAAUAGAAGGUAGAGACGAGGAAACGGCGAAAGUAACAGCUACGGGUACUUUAAACAAAUGUGAUAAUCAACAAGAGACUGAAUUUGAAACAAGGAUUUAUCGAACAGAAGAUAUGGACGAACAAACACCGAAAAUAACAGAAACGGGCACUUCAAAAGAAUGUGAUAAACAACCUGAGACCGAAACUGAAACAAGUCCGUUAACAUGCGCUGGUGAAUCAAGUUUUGGGCCUCGAGACUUCGAAAAAACAGUUUUCAUUCACCCAGCAAUCUUAUCCAAGGGAUUUGGAGAGAGCAUUGAUGCUGCAUACCCGUGCGAUGGCACCGGCUUUGUGCUCCUUAUAAACUACUCACAUAACAGACCAGGGUCAGAAAAAGAUGUGAACAAAUUGACGGGAUUUUUUCGUGAUGAACUUGGUUAUGAACUUGAAGUCGCCCAGGACAAUAUGACAAGACAUCAACUGAGAAACUGUUUAGAGAACGCGAGGACAAAAAUUGACACCCGUUUCUACUGUUUUAUCUGCAUUGUUAUGGCACACGGAGAUGAGACUGGAAUAAUGACAUCCGACGACAAAGUGCAACCAUACAACGAAAUUUUGGAAACAUUCGAUAACAAAAGCAUGCAGAACUUUGCAGGACGACCCAAGCUUUUUUUUAUCAAUGCGUGUAGGGGAAAUAGGUUGCAGACGAGCGUUCCGCUUGUGAAUCUUGACCACACUGAGGCUGAUGCAAAACCGUUUACACCACCCAAAUUGGUUGCCGAAACAGCCGACAUAUUUGCAGUGUAUUCGACAGUCUCUGGUUUCGCUUCAAUAAGAGACACGGAAGAAGGAUCUGUGUUUAUCCAGUCUUGUGUAGAUGUUUUCAAGAAAUACUACGACAGGAAAACUGUUAUCGAAAUGACAACAGCCAUUCAAAGAAAAGUACAAGACAGAGAAUCUUGUCAAGUUUCAGAAGUUAAAACUACGCUUACAAAACAAUUGUAUCUCAAGAACGUGAAAUGGUCAUCACUUGAUCAGUUUGCACAACUAGAGUUGAAAGAAAUCUAGUACAAUCUAUGUAAACUGGUUUUGCCAUGAACAUCAUUAUAUGACUGUUUCGAAUGUUUCGUUUGAUUUGUAAAACUGUGCAUGACUAAGAAUUAUCGCACCUUAGUUAUUUUACGAUACAAAGACUUUUUUCUAAAAGCAAUUUAUGUGAAUUAUCGACCACCAUUUUUAGUAUAUUAUGAAUUGGAGAAUUGUCGGUAGUUGCUAAUAUUUCAUUUUGUUUUGCUGCCUUUACACUAUAUUUAAACGCAUUCUAAAGCCAGUGAUUUUUUUAUGUAACAUAACCCUUGUAACAAAUACUGUUGCUAAGAAAAAAGCGUACACUUAUGUGCCAGAGCUUGGCGAUUUCACACGUGGCGUUGUUCUUAAUAUCGCAUGGGAUCGAGAAAUGGACGUAAGGUAGACAAUAACUUGCGUAUCCGUGUUUUGUAAAAUAAGUCAAAAUCCUCGGUAAAUGUUUUCGUCACCUUAAUUGUGUUUAAAUAACUUUGAAUCUGCAAACGGCAAUAUCAUUUAAUCGACUUCAAAAGGCAAGAUGUAGCAAAUUUAACAAUUAUUUAUAUUGCCAGAUUGAUAGAAACUGUUUUUGAAGUGUUUGUUUUCAUAUACAAAUUAUAUGUUACUUUUGAAAAGGCUAAGCCAUAUAAAAUGCCCCGCAUACAAUAUUAUACUCAUACUUUUAUUUGAAUAUCCGUUCUAUGUUGAUUUCGUGAACUUAUAUUCGUUUAUUUUCAGUCUUUGAUUAUGCUCUAUGCAUACCAUAGUUUGCCAUUUUUUAUUCUUGCUGUUCCUAUCUAUACAUAUAUGUAGUGUGCCUAAGACGCAGCUGAAAAUACACGGUCAAGAAGUACAAAAUAAUAUAAAAUUGCAUAAGUAUAUGAUGACUUUGUUUUACGAAAUGUCAUACGUUUUAAAACACAAGUUGUUACAUGGAUUUCGUAAACAAAAAACCGUUCCAGACGAGCUCUACUAACGGAGAAAGAGCACUUAAUGUCUUAACAACAUAUUUAAAUGCACCAUAUUCUGGAUGAAUGUCGAUAAAAAGGAAGAAGCAGUCCUAUGGUUGCAAUGUGAAACAAUUAUUGUCUAAUUACAGAUACACACUUUGUUUGUUUUUUGUUGUUCCGAUGUUGUAAAUUUAGGAAGGAUCACAGUUUUCUUACAAUUUUUUUUUAUUGUUAAGUCGCUAUUGUAUUAGUAUUAGCAUGCGUGUGCGUACAUGCUGUGUACGCAUUUGUGAACCACACAUAAACACGAGCUUCAGCUUGAUGAAAUGCCGUGCUUCGCCUUACAUAAAGAUAACUGAAUGUGAGUUAUAUAUUUUUUAUGAAAAACAAGAAUAAAUACAUACUUAACUGAAGUCAUUUCCAAGGAAAUUAUCCUGCAAAAGAUAAUUAUGAUUUCAAACCGUCAGUUGUGUUCACUUAAAUUUAUAAGUGCACAUAUAGCUACAUUAUCAUUUGGGAUGAAUAAUAUCCAAAUCGAAAAUAAUUAAAACAUCUCGGAUUCAGUGGAUAAUUGUAUGUUGUAUGUGUUAACAAAUACAGUUAUAUUUAUUAUGUAUUGUAUUAUGUAUUGAUCUCAGUCUGUUUGGAUGUAUUUACACAUGCCCUUAUGGCCUUUUGCUUAAAGGGUUACUUUAUUUGGUUAAUAAAUGGACAUUAUAUCACACUCUCAUUAACAUAAUUCCGUAUCAAAUCGAGGGUAUUUCAACAGUUAGAUGAGAAUAUGUUUUUGUAAUGAUGCCUCAUUAGACAGCACACAUUCAUUCAAGAAUAACACAUAUGGCUUCAUUUAUCAAGACGCACAACAAUUCCAAGACUUAACCUUUGACUACCGAAUCGAACUUUGUUGAUUACAAAUGAACACAAUUUAUGCAUAGGAAAAAAUAAAACGUUUUAAUUGA
Molecule: messenger RNA, 3147 nt
Organism: Dreissena polymorpha
Lineage: Eukaryota; Metazoa; Mollusca; Bivalvia; Myida; Dreissenidae
Product: caspase-14-like
Exons: 9
Coding region: 186-1241 (351 amino acids)
Biological process (GO): proteolysis
Molecular function (GO): cysteine-type endopeptidase activity
Source: RefSeq, a predicted model, not a curated record